AGUCAUUAUUCAGUUCCAUCUGUGAUGUUUAAUUGAUCGUUUUCCUGGCUGAGUUGGGCGUGUGAGAUACAUCCCUAAAUAUGUCUUAUGAUGUUAUUGCAAAUCAACCAGUCGUUAUUGAUAAUGGCUCUGGCGUUAUCAAGGCGGGAUUCGCUGGUGACCAAAUUCCAAAAUAUCACUUUCCAAACUUUGUUGGUCGACCAAAGCAUGUACGUGUCAUGGCAGGUGCCCUAGAGGGCGAUAUAUUCAUCGGUCCAAAGGCGGAGGAACAUCGAGGUCUUCUUAGUAUCAAAUACCCCAUGGAGCAUGGUAUAGUUAAAGACUGGAAUGAUAUGGAGAGGAUAUGGUCCUAUAUUUAUUCAAAAGAUCAACUACAGACAUUUUCAGAAGAGCACCCAGUAUUACUGACAGAAGCCCCUCUAAAUCCCAGAAAGAAUAGAGAGAAAGCAGCAGAAGUCUUCUUUGAAACAUUCAAUGUACCAGCUCUUUACAUCUCAAUGCAAGCCAUUCUUAGUUUAUAUGCUACUGGUAGAACGACAGGUGUUGUAUUAGAUUCAGGAGAUGGCGUUACGCAUGCUGUACCCAUCUAUGAAGGUUUUACGCUUCCUCAUUCAAUCAUGAGAGUAGAUCUAGCCGGGAGAGAUGUCACACGCUAUCUACGACUGCUACUCAGGAAAGAGGGCUUUGACUUCCAUACGUCAGCUGAGCUAGAAAUAGUCAAGUUCAUUAAAGAGCAAUCGUGUUACCUGUCAAUAAAUCCUCAGAAGGAUGAGACUUCAGAAGCAGAAAAGACUGUAUAUACUCUACCAGACGGCAGCCAUUUAGAGGUUGGUCAAGCCAAGUUCCGAGCACCCGAGCUUCUCUUCCGACCUGACCUUAUAGGAGAGGAAUGUGAAGGUCUUCAUGAGGUCUUGACCUUUGCCAUUGACAAGUCUGAUAUGGACCUAAGGAGAACGCUCUUCUCCAACAUUGUCUUGUCUGGUGGUUCAACGCUCUUCAAAGGCUUUGGUGAUCGUCUGCUAAGCGAGGUCAAAAAUCUUGCCCCUAAAGAUGUCAAAAUUAGGAUUUCAGCUCCCCAAGAGAGGUUAUACUCAACGUGGAUAGGAGGCUCUAUCUUGGCUUCCCUGGAUACCUUCAAGAAGAUGUGGGUCUCCAAGAAAGAAUACGAUGAUGAGGGAGUAAGAGCGAUCCAUCGGAAAACAUUCUAGCAAGCUCUAACUGUGUAAUAUUAUCACCAAGUAACUUUAACAGUAAAAUAAGAUACUUAAUUACAGCUGUACAGUUAUAACUAAUUAUGAAUGAACAAUUGUAUGUUGAUGCGGGGUGUGGCAGACUUUAGCUAGUGUAGAUAAACACCGAGUUCCCUUAUCAUGUAGAAUAAUGGAAACAUAUUCCAUUGCUAGUGAAAAUUGUAACCCUCGGGUAGUUAGUCAUUUGCAUUUGAUCAUGAAGGCCAGUAUUCACAAGGUUGGGUACUGCAUUGUGAAUGGAAUAAUACUUGCCAAUGUUGCAAUUUAUACCCAAACAUACAUUAUGGAAUAGCCUCCUUGCCUUGUGAAUUGACACCAAAGGGAAUUUAGAAGAAACUAUCUCAUUUCAAAGAAACAGAAGAACCGGAAAUGGAGGGGUAGAAUGGAAAAGAAAUUUUGCAUAUCUUCUAUUCAGCAUUCCAAGAAAUCUGCACGUUUGAGUAUCGCUGUACAGAAUAUUCCAAGGUAACUUUGGAUUUUACUUGCAUCUUAGAAAUUCUGUAGUCACCAGUUGUCCUAGUCCCAGCAGAAGUUUGUCACGCCCUCCACAUGUAUGCCUAUGAUAAAUAGCCUACCGGUAUACAGAGCUUUCUAUUCAAUGUUGAUAUCAUUGUCCACUUCUAUUUGACAUGCAUGCAGAGGGAAAAUGUGCUCCAGGCGGGAACAUUCAGAAAAAAACCUUCCUCGUUGAAUUUUCCUUUGUAGUUUUCUUGUAUUACUGCAGGAUCUGGUUCAUAAUUGUGAUAAAGAAAGUUAUAUCAUUUUAUACAAUUAGUUUCUUUUUUUAGUCAAUAUGUUAUAGAAAAUAAUAUGUAAUAUUUUAGUGAUACCAUCUUAGUGUUAGCUGGGAGACAGAAAACGAGAAGCACAUUGAAUAUUGAAAUCAAUUGUGUAUGACAUUCCAAAGAUUAGCCUUUAUGCAUUAUCAAUGCUUUUCUGCUGCAGCAAUAAGGCAAAAAGCUUUUUAGAGCGAAAAAAAGUGCUGCCUUGAUUUUCAAAGUUUGCAAAUCUGCACACUAUAAAGAAAUAAAAACGAACUAAAAAAUGAAUGUGCUAUAUAUUUCUUGCCCAUUUCUUUUUUUUUUCAUUGUUUUUGUUAAAAAUCCCAUGAGCCAGGAGCAUGUUUUCCUCUGUCAGUUCCCUAUGACUAGUUGUAUACCUGAAACCAAUGUAUGUAGUGAUGUAAUGUGUGCUGUGGUCUUGUCUCCUUAAAAUAUAUUUCACAAGGGCCAGUUAAUACAAACAGAUGCAAUCAAUGUUUUGUAAUUGAUCGUAAUUUCUUUAUGAAGAUUAUCACAGACUUAGGGGGUGUUGCAAGAAUAUAUUUGCAAUCAAUUUUGAGUUGAAAAAUUACAAGUGAUAUGUCCAUUUUGAAUAAAACAAAUCAAGUUAUUCUUGUUGAUGCAAGAAGAAGACCAUUGAUCAGUAGUAAAUUUGCAAUUAAUCGCAAAACUUAUGCUUGAUUUUGGGAUCUUAUAUUGACUUGCUACUAUUGCAACACCCCAUUACAGUUACAAUCUAUGGUACAACUGAUUGUUUCUUUUAUGUGACAGGGCCAAGUAUCACCAAUUAAUAAUGUUUCAUAUUUAAUGCUUCAUUCUUAAAAUAUGAUUAUAUCUUUCCCAUUACUGUGUAAUCACAGUAUUCUGCGUAGUCAUAGUAUUCUGUGUCAAUAUAAUAUGAUUUUAUUACAUAUUUGUUCGUGAAAACCACUGACGAGAUACCUGAUGAAAUUGUCCCCCAAAUUUAUAUAAUUGAUAAAAACCCAUUACUAAUCAAACACAUUGAUACAAGAAACAUCAGUUCCAUCAUCAAUCCAUUUCCAUUUGUUUUAAAUAGAAGACUUUGUGAGUGUAAACUCUGAUUACAAGAACGAGUAACAAAUGUAUUUAUUGUUUCUAUUUUUAGUACCAAUAUCUUGUGCUGCAUACUUGUUUUGGUUUCAGUGCCCCAUACCUAAGCAAACAGAUUUAUUAUUGUGGAAUUAUCAAAAUGAAUGAAGGCAUGUGCAUCAAAGUAUAAGCCGCUCUAAGUGUAUUGGUAUAGAAAAUCUGGAGUGGUUUUGGUACAGUGUAGUCAUGAAUACAUCAAAAUUAAGCACCAGAAAUAUGCGAUGAAUUGCAUUAUACUCCAUGGCAGAACAUAUGUUUAUAUGUUGUAGGUGAUAAAAAAUUUCCUGAUUGUAUUUGUUCAAAUCACAUUUAUAUUUUGUUUUUAUGACUAUAUGGAAUCCUAAUUCCAAAUUUAAUCGGUAGAGAUUUUAUCAUUUAACUUCAGAUAAAGCUGCCCUUAGCUUGUAUUUACAUGGGAAUUACAGUGAAUGAUGGAAAUCACUACUGGAUCCCAUUUCUUCAAGACUUUUUAUAAAUAACUAAUGAACGGUUGCUAUUACAAAUUUACUAUCAGCCAAUCAGAUUGCAGGAUUUCAGUAACUUUAAACUGUUAUUGCAAUUUGUUAUUAUAACAAGUUUUAUGAAACUUGCCUGUUUGGUACAAAAAAAAACGGUUUGACUUUGAUGAAAUUUGGCGUUGAUGUUAUUAACACAGGUUUUGCAUAUUCUGGUCUGAAAUAAUGCUUCGAGUAUAUGUGAUUAUUUUACUUUAAUACGUAAGGUAGAUUUUUGCAGAGUAUACUGUAUUUUAAUCAAUACUGCAUGACAAUUGAUUGCCUGUAUACUGAAUACUUCAUGAGGAAGUAAAAAGAUAUCAGUCAGGAAGUAAAAAAAUUUCAGACACGUCCUUUAGUUUAAAAAAAAGGAAAUAAAAAUAAAAUAUUGAUAUAAUCUAUAGGGCACUAUAUCACUGCACAUGUAAGUGAAAUUAUGAAGGGCACGCAAAAGUCUAAUGAGAGAGGCAUUGAGCCUAAUCAAACUUAAGGGCAUCCACGGUCAUACCUUUGGUUACCAUGGAUUAAUAUGAGCCCUGUUUUUAUCUGGAACUUGGGUAAUGAUUAGCAAUCAUGGCAAGUCUUCAUAGAACAUUUAGCAUUAUUUACUUUUAAUUUAUUAUUUAUUGUAAAUACACUGUAAACUUUUUCUUUUUGCUUUGAUAUGUUCCCUUUCUAUUGAAUCUUUGAUUGUUUUUAUUUAUGAAAUAUAUCUUAUUUUAGGAAUGAAAAUUCAAUAGAUGAAUUUAAAGAUGUACAGGAAUGACAAAGUUCUUUUUAAAAAUCUUUUAUUUUAUACCGGUUUUGUUUUUGUUUUGUUUUGGGGAAUCAAGGAAUGAGUAUUUGAUUUGUGGUGAUAAUGAUCACUGUUUUAGUUCAUGAAAAUUGCUCUUUAGUUUGUUAGUAUCAUGUUAUUUGUAGUUGUCCUGCCGAGUGUUCCAUUGUCUAUUUUACUCUACUUCUGAGAAAGCAUAAAUGCUUGUUAACAUAACAAGAAACGACUUAUGUUUGUCGGUCCAAAAGGACAGCUUUCCAACCCUACAAUUAAGUUGUAUGCCUCUUGAUACCAUGUUCUGUAAUCUUCCCAGUUUGGUUGGUGACAACAAUAUUUGGUUUUGCUCUUUCUUUCUCGAGCUGAAAAAAAUGAAGCUUACAUCUAAGAUUAUUAACAAGCACUUGUGUUGACCUUUUUCAUUCUUUUCAGGAGUUUAAAAAAAAAUUGAACUUACAGUGGUUUUGAGUAAUUCUGUCAUCUGUAUCUCAGCAAAUUGAUCACUAUUCAUUGGGGGGUGUAUCAUGCAAAUGAAAUCUGUCAAUGAGAGAAAUACAUGUAAUGAAUGUAUUCUGUCCAUCAUGUCGCCAUCAAUUAUUACAAUUGUUUAGAAAAGUCAAAAUCUUUUUUCAAGGAGCUUUUCAUGAAGUAAAUAUCUAUUAUACUUGUUCAUUUUUCUACCAUUGUUAAAGAUGUCUGUUUUAAGACGGCUCUUUCUGCAGUAGGCCAGAACUAUAAUUGUGUAUAUGAUUAAUAUUCUGAUUUUUUAAAUGCAGUUACACAUUAUUUAACAUAACCUAUUCCUAUAAUUUUUAAUUUCCUCUUUUUGUUUUAUACUUAAAUGUGACAAAAUUGUUGUCACUGAUUGUGAACACAUUUUAGAAUAUAACGGAUGAAUCGCACCUUCCAUUCCUGUAUUUUGCACUGAGUAACUAGCUGAAGAUGCUUGCUUUAUAGAAUGUGCAGAUGCAUACCUUACCCAUAAUCUAUUAUUGAUGGGCUUUACCCCCAAAAGAAGAUUUUUGAUGGAUACGUUACUUGAGUUUUGAAGAUACACCUUUGAGACUGUUACCGAUCUAGUUAUUUCCACUGUAUAAUACAUGGAUGGCAUGUUUAGAAUAGAUCAACCCUGUAGAAAUUGCAUUUCUGCUGAAAAAUAUUACUGAUACUUCUGCAAUUCUAUGUAGUGUAAAUAAAGAAGUAACUGUGACUCUGAA
Messenger RNA from Lytechinus pictus (painted urchin), 5625 nucleotides. Its product is annotated as alpha-centractin. The transcript has 10 exons. Bases 81 to 1208 code for a protein of 375 amino acids. The record is from RefSeq and is a predicted model, not a curated record. NCBI's taxonomy places the organism in Eukaryota, Metazoa, Echinodermata, Echinoidea, Temnopleuroida, Toxopneustidae.